Colletotrichum truncatum is the source of this 1500-nucleotide messenger RNA. RefSeq names its product alpha-ketoglutarate dependent xanthine dioxygenase. The record is from RefSeq and is a predicted model, not a curated record. Lineage: Eukaryota; Fungi; Ascomycota; Sordariomycetes; Glomerellales; Glomerellaceae. Gene Ontology annotation, molecular function: iron ion binding; monooxygenase activity; heme binding.
AUGACAGAUCUGAAGCCCCCCAUUUCCUUUCCCAUCUUUUCAGGGAAUCAAAUCCACUCUGCCGCUGUAUGUUUUAUUGUCGGUAUCUCGCUCUUGGCGGUCUUUCUUGGAAGGCCACAGCGUAGGUUGUCGCUGCCAGUGGUUGGAAAUAAGACAGACAAGGACUUCAUAGCAGCACUUGGUGAGGGCAGAAGAUUGUAUCCUGAUAAAGCUUUUGCACUCCCCUCGGAACCGCCGAUCGUAAUUCUGCCACACAGACUUAUCAAUAAGCUGAAAUCAGCAUCUGAGUCACAGCUAUCAGCAGAAAAAGAAGUAUGCCGCCGUGGACUGGGACAAUACACAGAUUUGGGAACUCCCAUGCCGGAGAUGUUCCAUGCCAUCAAGAUCGAUCUCACACGUCACAUACGCAACUUGGUCCCCAUUUUGCAAAAUUCAGUUGCAAAUGCAUUUGAGGAGAUUCUGAAUAUCGAUAAUAAAGAUGAAUGGACUGAAGUCACGGCCUUUGUCUUUAUUAAGCGCGUCGUGACAAUCUUGAAUGCGACUGCAUUUGUUGGAAGCAGCCUUGCGACGAAUGUUGAAUGGCAACAGAUUGCAUACGAUUAUUCGUAUGAUUUGAGAAGAGCAUUUGACGCGCUCAAUAGCUGGCACCCUUGGCUUCGUCCAAUUGUCCAUCCUUUUAUAUUCCAUCGAAUUGGCUUUUCGGCCAGGCGGAGGCGAGUAGCUGAACUACUUGAAACGAUCAUACGUGAUAACAGUGCAGGAGUAGAUGAUGGUCAUACGUUGUUGGCUUUCAUACGAAAGCGCCUUGGCAAUCGCAAAUGUAACGAUAAGAAAUUGCUCGCCAGGAUGCAACUUCGUGCUGCUCUCGCCGGCUCAGACACAGUUGCCCAGGCUUUGACGAAUGCUCUCUUCGACAUAGCAUCAAUUCCAACAUAUCUUGACAUAUUGCGCGACGAAAUAUCGUCCUUGGCAUCAAAUGCACCCCAAGGCGAAUGGAACAUGGAGAUGCUACGGAAUAUGACUAAGUUGGAUAGCCUACUUCGCGAAUCUGCAAGAGUCUAUGCCCCAUUUCUAGUUGCUAUGGGCCGCAUGACCACGUCAGAUCUGGAGCUCGAUGAUGAGACUGUCAUUCCUAAGGGCACUACAGUAUAUUUCGACAUGUAUCACGCCCAUAGAUCAUCAGAUGUGCAGCACAACACGGACACAGCCAAAUUCGAUGGAUUUCGUUUUAGCAAAUUGCGAGAAGAACAAAACUUACCCAACAAAUACUUAGCGGCAACUACAGGCCCUGAUAACUUGCCUUUUGGACAUGGUGCUCACUCAUGCCCUGGCCGCUUCUUUGCCAUAGCUGAGAUGAAAGUCGUACUAGCUCAUUUGCUCCUAAACUACGACAUGAAGCUGAGUGAUGGACAAAGACCUUUGACAGCAACUUGGGGCAUUGCGGUGGUCAUUGAUAGAAAUGCCAAAAUAAUGAUUAGGAAAAGACAAAUAGCAACUUAG